Molecule: messenger RNA, 1786 nt
Organism: Arabidopsis lyrata subsp. lyrata
Lineage: Eukaryota; Viridiplantae; Streptophyta; Magnoliopsida; Brassicales; Brassicaceae
Product: 26S proteasome non-ATPase regulatory subunit 11 homolog
Exons: 2
Coding region: 294-1553 (419 amino acids)
Biological process (GO): ubiquitin-dependent protein catabolic process
Cellular component (GO): proteasome regulatory particle, lid subcomplex
Molecular function (GO): structural molecule activity; protein binding
Source: RefSeq, a predicted model, not a curated record
AAACGCGUUUCCAUGUUUGCAGCGUCUGGCGUUGGUUUUCAAACUAUGAAUCCUAACGCUAGAUUUUUAAGACGCCCAAUUUGAAAGCGUUCGUGAUUCCAGAUUCUAAAGACAAAUAUACCCUUGAAAAAAUUGUAAAACUACGAGAAGACCGUCCAUUUAUCUUUCCUUUCAAGCCAAAAAUCUCACGAAUCUUCUAUUUCUUCUCUACCGUCGUCGAAAGCUUUACCAAAAUCUCACGCCCCCGACGAUUCUGCCGAUUCAUCGGGAUUUGAGUUUUCACAAAACCCACAAUGGUUUCGUAUCCUGCUACCACAGAGACGAUUUCCCUGGCUUUAGAAGCCAACAGCUCGGAGGCUAUUUUGAUAUUGUACCAGGUUUUGGAAGACCCUUCUUCAUCUCCAGAGGCUAUACGGAUCAAAGAGCAAGCGAUUACAAACCUCUGUGAUCGACUUACUGAAGAGAAGAGAGGUGAGGAUCUCCGGAAACUGCUAACCAAGUUGAGGCCUUUCUUUUCGUUAAUCCCCAAGGCGAAAACUGCAAAAAUCGUCAGAGGAAUCAUUGAUGCUGUGGCAAAGAUACCUGGAACAACUGAUCUUCAGAUCACUCUCUGCAAAGAAAUGGUGGAGUGGACUCGCGCUGAGAAGCGUACUUUCCUCAGGCAGCGAGUAGAGGCUAGGCUUGCAGCUCUUUUGAUGGAGAACAAGGAGUAUGUUGAAGCUUUGGCACUGUUGAGUACUUUGGUAAAAGAGGUUAGGAGAUUAGAUGAUAAGCUCCUUCUGGUUGACAUAGACUUGUUGGAGAGCAAACUUCACUUCUCAUUGAGAAACUUACCCAAGGCAAAAGCUGCACUCACCGCAGCUAGGACAGCUGCAAACGCUAUAUAUGUCCCACCAGCCCAACAAGGUACCAUAGAUCUGCAGAGUGGGAUUCUUCACGCUGAAGAGAAGGAUUACAAAACUGGAUACAGUUACUUCUUUGAAGCCUUUGAGUCCUUCAAUGCUCUCGGAGAUCCAAGAGCGGUUUUCAGUUUGAAAUACAUGUUACUGUGCAAGAUCAUGGUUAGUCAAGCUGAUGAUGUUGCGGGAAUAAUCUCCUCAAAGGCUGGACUACAAUAUGUUGGCCCUGACUUGGAUGCCAUGAAAGCAGUAGCUGAUGCUCACUCAAAGAGAUCCUUGAAACUGUUUGAGAACGCACUCCGUGACUACAAAGCACAGCUUGAAGAUGACCCAAUUGUCCACAGGCAUCUCUCGUCUCUCUAUGACACGCUUUUGGAGCAAAACCUGUGUCGUUUGAUCGAGCCCUUUUCAAGGGUUGAGAUAGCACACAUUGCUGAGCUGAUUGGAUUACCGCUCGACCAUGUGGAGAAGAAGCUAUCUCAGAUGAUACUCGACAAGAAAUUUGCAGGGACAUUGGAUCAAGGAGCUGGAUGCCUCAUCAUCUUCGAAGACCCAAAGGCAGAUGCUAUCUACUCGGCUACUCUCGACACCAUUGCAAACAUGGGGAAGGUCGUCGACAGCCUUUAUGUCCGGUCUGCCAAAAUCAUGUCCUGAGUGAGUGAGUUGGUCGUCUGAAUCUCAUUCUAUCGUUCUUUCUUUCUCCUUUUUUCGGUUUUAGAUAUCGUUUGGACCCAAAGAAACUGAUGCUUCUCAAUGGAGAAAGUUAAACUGUAUGGAUUGUUCCCAUUGCUUGUUUCGCUUAUGAUCUUAUUAUGUCAUGGUUUCUUACUUCUCUUUAGUGCUUAAAAUGUAGGAUUUGUUAUCAUUUGGAUUUUGCAGUUUCUUUC